Molecule: messenger RNA, 789 nt
Organism: Suillus paluster
Lineage: Eukaryota; Fungi; Basidiomycota; Agaricomycetes; Boletales; Suillaceae
Exons: 2
Coding region: 99-695 (198 amino acids)
Source: RefSeq, a predicted model, not a curated record
UUACUAGCUUCCAGAUAUCUUUUGUACCGUCCUUCCUUUGUUUCCUGAUUUCAUUAUCUUCGAGUAUCGAGCAGAGCAGACGGUCAGAACGAUAAACGAUGGUCUUUGGUCUAUUCGCUCGCAAGCUCGAUCCUUCAUCCAAUACCCAACUACAUACGAGUACACCCUCAACAUCUCCCUCAAUUUCUCACACAAAACCCCCUUCUUCCUCUCCCCAGCCGAAUUCUCACUCCCCCGAACCCGAGCCCGAGUCUCAGCCUGAGGUAAUAGACCCAACAGCCCUCUAUGACCUCAUACGUUCCGUCCCUCCUCAAACAUUCCACCACCACCACCGCCCUCCCCACACACACUCACCAUCGUCUCCCGUUUCUCCUGCGACCAAUCCCCGUCACCCCAACUCCAUUGCGUGCGCUGCCACGUAUCCUUCGAUCUUUCAAACAUGGACACAUCUUGCCGCAUCAAUGAUCAGGGCGCACUUGUUGAUCACUUGGCGUAUCAGACGGUGUGGAGCUGCUGUGAGGGAAAUUCGUCCAUCCAUGACGAUCACAGUCCCAUGCGCUUCAGUAGGGUGUCACAGCCGGAAAUGCAAGCACAGCGUAUCCGUCUCCGCCAGUAUAAUCACAAGGAAGAAGGAAAAUGCGAAAGCAGUCGACAAUCCCUCACCCAGGUCAGCUACUAGUGCUACCCGCUUCUAAGGCAUCCGACUCGCCCAAGCCCACCGCAAAAUCCAUGUCUAGACCUCCACAUCUUCACUUUCAGUGACACUCACCCAACCACACAACAGACCCC